AUGAUAAGUAUUGAUCUUCAUGAUUCAGUGAAUCGGUUUGAUAUGUUUUUAGAUACAGGUUCAAUAUUAAGCUUUUUGACAUUGGAUGAGCUCUGUUGUACAGCAAGUCGAGUCAAAUUUACAAAUGAUUUAGUUUCUAAACUUAUUUCACCAACAUUUGAUGAAUGUAACGAAUACGAUAAGAUCAAACUUCUUAAAUCAAUUCGAUUAUCAACCAAAGACAAAUUACAUGAAAACGUCAAGUUAUUUGAAAAUAUUUUAAAUGAACUUAACAUUCCCAUCUUAACAACCUUCUUUAAUUCAAUCAAAGUACAUUUACAACAAACAAGAGUCAAUAUAGCCCGAAAAUCAUCAGCAAAACGAGUUAAUCUCUAUCAAUAUAAUGCUAGAAAAAAAGAUACAUUUUCAUUUGGCGAAUUUAAGUCAAAACCAGAUAAUUGGAAUCCUCCAACCGAACUUGAAUCCCUUUUUUUAAACUAUGUAAGUGAAGGUAAUAAUCAACAACUAGAAGAAAUUCUCCAAAGCAAUCCACAUUUUAAUAUAUACUGUGAAGAUAAUGAUCAGAGAAAUGCAAUUUUGAUUGCAUGUGAAAAAGGAAAUCUUAGUACUGUCAAACUCCUCUAUGAUCAUGGCUUUAAUGUUAAUCGGGCAAGUUCUGAAGGUUUUUAUGCAAUACAUGUAGCAGCUUAUUAUAACAUGUUUGAAAUUUUUAAGUUUCUAGUUUUGAAAAAUGCUAAAAUAGAUAUAAUAAUCGAACCUUGUAUCAAAUUAAUCGAUUUUGCAGUUAUUGGUAACGCAUUUGAUGUAUUUAAAUACUUAACAAAUGAGGUGAAUAUGCAAAUUGAUAGAGCAUCUAUACAGUUGGCAGCAAAUACAUGUUCAAGAGAUAUAUUUGAUUUGAUAUUCACUAAAUGCAAUGAAUCCACUGAAUUAUUGAAGAAAAUUUCUCCCACUCUUUUUCUCCUUGCCUUGCAUAAUAGUAAUAUUGAUGCAUUAGAUUAUUUAAUUGAUGAGCAAGGGGUAGACUUAAAUGCACAAGAUGAAACAGGAAAAACACCUUUAAUGAUUGCUAUUGAAAAUAAACAAAUAGAAGUCGUAAAAUAUCUUAUUCAAAAAGGCGCCGAUGUUUAUAUUAGAAUUAAAUUCGAUGAUGUAAAAGAUGCUCUUUAUUUUGCAGUAAAAGUUGGCAAUAUUGAAAUUUUACUAGAACUUUUCUUAGCUGGAGCUGAAAUUGAUAACUAUAAUAGAUUAAUUGAAGUAGCCGAGGAAAAUAAUAACUUGGAAAUGGUUCACUAUCUUGAAGCAAAUAGAAACAAUUAA
This is a messenger RNA of Trichomonas vaginalis G3, 1320 nucleotides long. RefSeq names its product protein ubiquitination. Gene Ontology annotation, molecular function: RNA nuclease activity; protein binding; RNA binding. Bases 1 to 1320 code for a protein of 439 amino acids. Gene Ontology annotation, biological process: RNA processing. The transcript has a single exon. The record is from RefSeq and is a predicted model, not a curated record. NCBI's taxonomy places the organism in Eukaryota, Parabasalia, Trichomonadida, Trichomonadidae.